Molecule: messenger RNA, 927 nt
Organism: Colletotrichum chrysophilum
Lineage: Eukaryota; Fungi; Ascomycota; Sordariomycetes; Glomerellales; Glomerellaceae
Exons: 3
Coding region: 1-927 (308 amino acids)
Cellular component (GO): cytosol
Molecular function (GO): aldose reductase (NADPH) activity
Source: RefSeq, a predicted model, not a curated record
AUGGCGCGCUACAAGGGCAGGACUGUUACCUUGAACACAGGUCAGAUCUUGCCUUCCAUUGGUCUUGAGACAUUCCAAGACCCUGAAGAGCAGGAAAUGUCUGUAUACACUGCUCUGAAGAACGGUUAUCGCCACAUCGACACAGCGCACAACUAUGGCACCGAAGAGCAAGUUGGACGAGGGAUUAGACGCAGCGGAGUGAGCCGCGACGAGAUCUUCAUAACAACCAAGCUCUGGUGCAACUCUCACCACCCGGAUGACGUGGAGCCCGCCUUAGACGAUUCUUUGAGGGACUUGGGCGUCGACUACGUUGAUCUAUACCUUAUGCACUACCCCUGUGCCUUCAAGCGUGGUCCUGACUUUAUGCCGAUUGGGCCUGAUGGGAAGAUGAUUCCUGACUCAACUGAUUUCGUGGACACAUGGAAAGCCAUGGAGAAAUUGCUUUUAACUGGCAAAGUCAAAGCCAUUGGUGUAUCCAACUUCAGUCAGCUAGAAUUGGAGCGAAUCUUGGAGGAGUGUAGCGUCCAAAAAAGGUUCGUCGACUGGCAGGAAAGCAAGGGAAUCAAGAUCAUGCAGUUCAGCCCCAGCGGCAAUCUCAACACUUUCUAUCGGGACGUUUCCUGGGCCAAGGAUAUGGCACAGAUGGCUCGUUUGAUUGAUCACCCGAUUCUUCAUGCAAUUGCAAAGAAACACAGGAAGUCGCCGAUUCAGAUUGCGUUGGCAUGGGGUGUAGUGAAUGGUCGCUGUGUCAUCCCGAAGAGCACAAUCGAGUGGCAGAUCAAGGAGAAUCUAGAGGCAGACUCUAAUCCCCUAGACGAAGAGGACUUGCAGCAGAUUGGAAAGAUGGAUCAGCAAGCAAGGUUUAACGAUCCUACUGAGUUGUUUGGUUACAAGCUUUAUGUUGGGCUUGAUGGUGCCGCGCCAUAA